UAAAAAAAUAUUUCAUCAAACCCUUCAAAUCGCAUCUCUCUUUCUCAAUCUCUCCCAAAUCGGCAGCACCCACCUCACCGCCACGACCACCGGCUGUUCAGCCUCCUUCCUCGCUCCUUCCGUCCUGACUCGCCGACCACCUCCUUCAACUCAACCUGGCAGUACAACAUUUGGUUUUACAUCUUGAGGCCAAGGUAUAUUUUGCUAGUAACCUUGUAGAUUCAGCUUCUUCUUCGGUGUUGUAAAGAUGGUGGAGACACUUUUUGAAGAUAUAUUUCGAAUUGAUGCAAUAGAUCCGGAUGGAAAAAAGUUUGAUAGGGUCUCUCGUAUUUCUGCUAGGAGUGAGCAGUUUGAUAUGCUGAUGCACCUUGAUGUCAACACUGAGAUUUAUCCGAUGCGUGCUGGGGAAAAGUUCAUGAUGGUAUUAGCGUCCACUUUGAACUUGGACGGAACUCCCGAUUCUGGUUAUUACACUCCGGGUAACAAGAAGUCGCUUGCUGAUAAGUUCGACUAUGUCAUGCAAGGUAAACUGUACAGAAUCUCUGAGGAAUCUAGCGAGAAGCAAGUCAAAGCGGAUAUAUACGUGUCAUUCGGUGGACUCCUAAUGAUGCUCAAGGGGGAUCCUUCCAUUGCUGCAAGAUUUGAGCUUGACCAGAGGCUGUUUAUUCUGAUUAGGAAGGUUUGAGUUUGAGAUGUUACUAGGCAAAGAAAAUGCCUCACCUUUCGUACUAUGCUAUUGGCUAACAUGUUCCUUGCAUUUGAAUGACUGAUAAUAUAUUGACAUAACUUGUCGACUACUUGUUUCAUAGAAAUGGUGGAGUACUCUCUCUCACACACUCAUUUUUUUAA
Messenger RNA from Salvia hispanica, 849 nucleotides. NCBI's taxonomy places the organism in Eukaryota, Viridiplantae, Streptophyta, Magnoliopsida, Lamiales, Lamiaceae. The record is from RefSeq and is a predicted model, not a curated record.